This is a messenger RNA of Sorghum bicolor (sorghum), 1383 nucleotides long. Its product is annotated as probable NEDD8-conjugating enzyme Ubc12-like. The transcript has 6 exons. The record is from RefSeq and is a predicted model, not a curated record. NCBI's taxonomy places the organism in Eukaryota, Viridiplantae, Streptophyta, Magnoliopsida, Poales, Poaceae. The coding region runs from base 382 to 933 and encodes 183 amino acids.
UACCGAUCCGAACUCUUUUCAUCCCCUCGUGGCCACGGCGCGUUUGGAGCUGCGGUGCGGGAAUCGAAGGGCCGGCCAUUGACGCGGGAGGAGUGGGCCUGGCCGCCUGGUUGACGUCCCAUACGCGUCUGAUUUCUCGAUCGGAUACGCCUGCAUGCUGGGAUACGAAUCCAGGACGACGUUUGCUUCCCUGCUGGGCCUACAUAGGUUAGAUCCACCACCCCUCCCGUUCACCUCUCGCCUCCCGUUUACCUCUCUCUCUCCCUCUCUCGUCGCUUCGUAAUUUCCCGGUGGCGGUGGCGGCGGCGGCGGCUGGGCGAGCGGUGCCGCCCUCUUCUCUUUGCCGGGCCCUUCGCCAGCGACGAUCACCCACCUGGAAAAAUGAUAAACCUUUUUAAGAUAAAGGGCCAGAAGAAGGAUGAUUCUGCCAGUACAAAUGGAAAGCAUGCCGCUAAGAAGCAAAGUCCAGGGGAGUUGCGUCUCCACAAAGAUAUUGCUGAACUUAACCUUCCCAAGACAACCAAGAUUACCUUUCCAAAUGGCAAGGAUGAUCUGAUGAACUUUGAGGCCACUAUUAAGCCUGACGAAGGAUACUACAUGGGUGGUAAAUUUGCUUUUACCUUCCAAGUUCCUCCAGCUUACCCCCAUGAACCUCCCAAAGUCAAGUGCAAGACUAAGGUUUACCAUCCCAAUAUUGACUUGGAGGGAAAUGUCUGCCUGAACAUUCUGCGUGAAGAUUGGAAGCCUGUCCUGAACAUCAACACCAUUGUGUAUGGCUUAAAUCUUCUUUUCACGCAACCUAAUGACGAGGACCCCCUGAACCAUGAUGCAGCAGCUGUUCUCCGCGACGACCCGAAAAAGUUUGAGAAAAAUGUUCGAAUGGCGAUAGCUGGAGGCUACGUUGAUGAAACCCACUUUCCUCGUUGUAUGUAAGGCCUGAUGAAGAUGGUGACCGGUAUCUGACCAUGGCUGUUUCUGAUCAUAGCAGACUAGCUGUGUGUGUUAUAUGAAACAUAAGAUGCCCAGAGAAAAAACGCUAUUGAAGUACCCCUGUAAUGUGAGAUAAGUUGAUGUGACAGUCACUGAACUCAUGCUACCUUCUAGCCGUUAGCAGGGUUCAUUAGGGAUGGUAAUGAUGCAUGUGAUUCUUUUCUCUGCUUUGGAGAAAACACUCAACACGUUGCAUGUUAAGUAACAGAAAGCUUUGGCAGGAUUACGUGCAUUAUAUGUUAGCUAGAUCUGUUCUUUCUUAUUUCCAAACGAUGAGGCUUUCUUGAAAGCCCUUCAUCCCCUUUUAAGUGCAAUCACCAAGGACGAUGUGCCGCACUCUUCAUGUCUCGAGUCAGUUCAUAAUCUAUAUGUUGGGGGAAAAUGGUUAAAGGA